Cornus florida is the source of this 753-nucleotide messenger RNA. RefSeq lists its product as uncharacterized. The coding region runs from base 171 to 572 and encodes 133 amino acids. The transcript is spliced from 3 exons. The record is from RefSeq and is a predicted model, not a curated record. NCBI's taxonomy places the organism in Eukaryota, Viridiplantae, Streptophyta, Magnoliopsida, Cornales, Cornaceae.
UUUUACAAAGAAAAUAAUAUACCACUUCCUCCCUCUCCUCAUGAACAAUUCCUCUCUCUCUCUCUCUCUCUCUAACCUCAGUUAACCCGCAAACCAAACAGAAAAAUAGACAGGUAAAAAAGGAGAGAGAAAACCCAUUCCCAACAACACGCGAAGAAACAAAGAAUCAGAUGGCCGAAGAAGGAAACUCAGCGGCACCCGAUGUUCAGCUCUUUAGGCUCCUUUCCGGUCUCCUUCAGCAGGUGGAAACAUUAACCAAUCAAGAAGAAGUUGAAUUGCGUGCCAAAAUAGAAGCACUUGGAUUGGAAGUGAAGAAAGUUCCUUCAAAGUCUGCAAAUGAUCUUAAUGAGAUGGAGAUAGCCAAGGAGUUGGAUAAAUUAUCGGCAAAGCUGGAUGACGUGGACGAGAUGAUAUCCUCAGCCAUGGCCGCAGACCCACAGGUGCAGUCUCUUUUGAGUAGUACAGCUGAUACAUGGAUGCCCGUCAUCACUGCUACUUCUGAUGAAAGGCGUAAUUUUAAAGCAUCAAUUGACGAAGAUGGUCAUGAAGUGAAAGGAAAAGAGUCUGAUUAAAUCAUUGUCGUCUUUUUUUUUUUCAAUUUCUCUUUGCCUCAAAUAAAUGUAAUUAUCUGUGUUAUGAAAGUUCUGCGGUUAAUGCAUUUAUGCUUCUGUCCCCAAUCUUUGUGCUUUGGCAAUGGAGAGGUUCGUCCUAAUUCCUACAUUAUUAUGGAAGGUUUUAUGUUGAUUUGCUGUC